GCCUGUCGUCAUAGCGUACGGUUUAGUCCGUUUGCUGCACAUAAGUCUUUGCGUCGUGACUCGAGGAAAAAAACAUUACUGUGGUAUAUUACAGCGACUACCACGCCAACCUUUCUUCUAACUAGCUAAUUUAGCUGUGGACGGAGCGCGGCGGGCGGCGGCGGCAGCAGGCGACAAGCGGUACCGGCGGCAAACGCGGGCGCCGGUGGCAACGGCGGCGGCGACCAAGUCAUGGACCCCAGUGUGCUUUCAGCGAUGGACCGAGACGCGCUCAAGAAACAAAUCGAAAACAUGCGCUACCAAUCCACAAUGGACCGGUGGCCGCUCUCCAGGAGCAUUCAGGCCAUGCGAGAAUUUGUGGAAGAAAACGAGAAAACAGAUCCACUGAUUCACGCUCCUGACAAAAAGAACAACCCUUGGGCGGAAAAAGGAAAAUGUACAAUAAUGUGAACAAUGUUUCUCGUUCUUUCCAACGUCGUCGGCGGCGACCCACUCGGCCCCAGUUUAAACACAUUUACAUUUUUAACGCAAUCAUAAUUUUUUAUUUUAAAAUAAUGAAACUAAUUUGAAGACAAAAAACAAACAAUUGUAACAUUUCCAAUAUGUAUAUUUUUCGUUUCCUUUAAAUACAUAAACGCGUUUGAAUUAA
Messenger RNA from Adelges cooleyi (spruce gall adelgid), 649 nucleotides. It is a transcript of the gene Ggamma30A, whose product is annotated as guanine nucleotide-binding protein subunit gamma-e. The transcript is spliced from 3 exons. Lineage: Eukaryota; Metazoa; Arthropoda; Insecta; Hemiptera; Adelgidae. Gene Ontology annotation, molecular function: G-protein beta-subunit binding. Gene Ontology annotation, cellular component: heterotrimeric G-protein complex. Gene Ontology annotation, biological process: sensory perception of taste; phospholipase C-activating G protein-coupled receptor signaling pathway. Bases 232 to 450 code for a protein of 72 amino acids. The record is from RefSeq and is a predicted model, not a curated record.